UUUAAAUGGGUGUAUGGGAUUUAUCUCGUACAACCCAGCAGUAGGAUACCCAAAUUAUUUGGAAAUACUACAAAAACCAGGUUUGAGAUUUCAAAUCUUGAAGCCUGUCAGUUAUACUCUGUUGAUGUCCGAAUCAUUGGACCUUAUGGCAUUGGACCAUCACAUGGUAUUCGGCAUAUUACUACUGAGUUUGAUCACCUUGCUCCUCCAAAAGCUCUUGUCGUCACACUUUACAGUAAAGACAGUAAUGUUGUUAGGGUGCAGUGGGAGGCAUCUUGUCGAGAACUUGAUCAAGAAAUUGGAUAUAACGUAAUGGUGAAAGAAAAGACACUCAACAAAGUAAAGUGGUUUAGAAUUGCCAACCAAACAAACAACAUCAUAUCUUUCAACCUGACCAUUCAUUGUGGAGGAAUCUACGUUAUUCAGGUUCAGACAAAUCAUGCCAAUUCUCGUCCAACUGCUUUUGUCAGGUACGAGGCACCACCUAUACCAGCACCUACUCGCUUUCUUUUAACCUUAGGGACAAACAGAGAGCUUCAUGCUCGUUGGGAAGACCCAGUUUGGCCAGUUCAACUUUAUGGUCAUAGUUUCUCCUAUGUCUUGUGGGUCAGUACACGGGAAGAUCUGAAGAAUGCGACUAAAUUAGUUCAGCCAAAUCGAACAAUCACCUCAAGUUACAAAAGUAUGGUGUAUGACUUUCCAGUCCCUAUUCACUUGACAGAAGAUAAACCCCUAUGUUAUGUUGCUGUAAGUGUACAGGAAGAACAUGGCUAUUCUAGCAGUCUCACGGAUGUGGCCAGUGAAGGAAGUCCUUAUACAGCAACACAUUAUGCUCAUUCUGUGGUGCUGACGGAAUCUAACCUGGUGAGCAUCAUUGUUCCCAUUGUGAUCGUCAUUAUAGCUUUAUCUUCAGCUCUAGUCUGUUUUAUAAUUCGACACCGUCGCAUACAGCGGAGCUUCUUGUCGUUUGCUAACAGCCAUUAUGACACUCGAUCUGGAGCUACAACCUUCUCUACUGGUGAUGAAUUAGGCGAUGUUAGUCUUGAUGAAGAAGAAGAUUCACCAAUGAUACGAGGCUUCUCUGAUGAUGAACCUCUUGUAAUUGCAUGAAGAGGAACCACGAAUAAUGUAAUUUUAUGCCUGAAGAGAUGUUAAAGUUACUGUAUUUGCACUUUCAGAACAUAUCAGUUUAAUAUUCUCACAGUUUAACCUUUUUGUUUAGGCUGUAUUCCAACUUUAAUAUGCAGCUGCUGAACGUAAAUGUCGAGCUUUAGUCACCAUUGUUGGAAGUGCUUUCUCCAAGUUAGUUCCAAAAAAAUAUUAUUUACUGUAUCUGAAAUAAUUUAGCUAUCCCAAACUGUUGGUUAAAAUCAUCUCAUGUUUAAAAGCCAUUAGCUGUCUUACAAUACUUGAAAAUAGAAAUCAUAGUUCAGCUUUCUGAAGUUGUUUCUCAGAAGAUUUAUUUUUCAAAAAUAUUAGCUACUUCAAACAAGUGUAUUUAAAAGAAUUUAUCUUCUUUAUGAUAGUGUACAAAACACAUUUAAUGACCUCAUAUAAAGAUAAUAGAACCAUUCAUCUUAAUCAUUUAUUUCCUGAUAUCUUUUAGAAGAAUAUUUAAUAUUGUCAAAAAAAAACAACAACAUGAAAUUAAUCCAAAAUUACUUUUUAAAAGGCAUUUAUCAGUUGUGGGGUUUCUUCAAAAAUCUGUUAACAAUCAUGGAACAUAACUUUAAAAAUAACUUAGUUAGCCCUAUAGCUGCUGCUUUAUAAGAAACCUUCUAAACCUUAAAUAACUGCAUUUAGGUAUGGAAUCUGAGAACGAAAACAUUUAUUUUUUAAUAAUAUCAAAAAAAAUUAUUUUAAAUAAAAAUCCUCAUUAUUAAAAUCUUUUUUUUUAACUUGGCCUAUUGUUUACUGUCAAAAGAAAUAUUCUUUUAGUGAAAGGGUACUUUUUUUUGAUAAGUGAUACGUUUUGCAUUUCUUUCCAACUUUUCUUAUGGGAGAGAUAUUGCUACAUGCCAGUGACUGCUUAUACAGUUCAGCAAUAUAAAGAUGUGGAUAUUUAACAGUUGUAUUUCAUAAGUAAUGAAUCUUAUCCUCUGUGAUACUGGUCUGCGUGUGAAGAUGAUGCUGUCAAUGAAGUUAUGAAAAAAGUGUUUGAGUGAAAUUAACAAAAGUAUUUGAAAUAUAUUUUGCAACCGGUGUUCUUACAUUUUAUUGGCAAAUUUUCUUCAAUGUAUAAUUGAUUAUAAAACUGAAAAAAUGAGUGUUACAUCUAAUUCUUGCCUUUCACAAAUGGUCUCAUUAUGUUAAGUAACUUGUAUCAAUAGGGCUAAUUGAGUGUGUGGUUGUGUUGAUUAAUUCUUGAUUGAAAAACAUAUAGUAGAUAGAACAGAUUGAUUUAACGUUCUAUUGCUUUGAAGAUUUAAAUAUUUAUGUGUGUUUGUGUAAAGUAUUAGAUUUUAAGAUAUGAAUUAAUAAGUGUUAAUCAGAUACUGGGUUAGCUGAAAAUCUUCAAUAUUUUAUGAAAAUAGUUGUAAAGGUUUCCUACUUCAUGAAUUUCUUGUAGUUAGAAGGUGUUUUCAUUUUAUUGUCUUAUGAAUUUAGGAUCUUUAUGAAAGUGAAAAAAAAAACAGUAUACAACUACAUAAAUGUAUAUAAUCCAGAGUAUUAUUGUAAAAGGUUGUCCAGGUAUUCUGUUUUUAAUAAAAAUACACUAAAGUCAGUAAAUCUGUACACUAUAUAUUGUGCUUAUUGAACAAUAAAUCAAUAUUUCAGAUGUC
Limulus polyphemus (Atlantic horseshoe crab) is the source of this 2783-nucleotide messenger RNA. RefSeq lists its product as uncharacterized. The record is from RefSeq and is a predicted model, not a curated record. Lineage: Eukaryota; Metazoa; Arthropoda; Merostomata; Xiphosura; Limulidae. The transcript has 7 exons. Bases 313 to 1110 code for a protein of 265 amino acids.